Molecule: messenger RNA, 3252 nt
Organism: Lolium perenne
Lineage: Eukaryota; Viridiplantae; Streptophyta; Magnoliopsida; Poales; Poaceae
Product: protein WEAK CHLOROPLAST MOVEMENT UNDER BLUE LIGHT 1
Biological process (GO): chloroplast avoidance movement; chloroplast accumulation movement
Cellular component (GO): cytosol
Source: RefSeq, a predicted model, not a curated record
GCGUCAGGAGUAUCCCAGACUGGAUCUUGCUGCUCGUCUCCAAAUCGUCGCGCCGCCACCGUCACCGCGGAUGCUGAUCUCAAGCCGUCUCCCGACGCCGGUCUGCAGCCUACCCCGAUGUUGUACUUCGUUCAAGCCACACUCUCCCCGCCUACCCAUCAAAUCCCCUCGCCGACGGUCUCGACGCCGAUACCGAGCAUAGACGCCACCCAGUGGCAACAGGGGCGGCGACGGGAGGCGAUAGCUCCAGCGGCAGAUAGGGAUAGCACUGGAGGGAGUAAUGUAAGAGAAAGUGGUGACGGCGGCGAAGGUCAGGGAAGUGGCGGCGCUCCUCGAGCUCUCGGUUCGCUUUGUAUUUUGGUGUGGUUAGCCUCGUGCCCCGAAUCUCAUGGCCAGAGAAUUGUGGAACAGCGGCAACGCCGUACCCCAAGAAUAGCCGAGAGUUUACCUUUGGUGGAUUCGGGGGACCUCCAUGCUUGGCGCGCGGUAUUGCCUCAUCACCACCCCUAUCUCUUUCUCCGCAUGUCCUCUCCCAGCCCGAACUGCAACACGGAGUCUUCUUUCCCCUUCCAUUGAUGAACUUCUUGCCAAGACAGGAACAGAGGAGAAAGGGAUUCAAGUGAGUUGUUCACCUAGACGCAGUAGAAUUUUCCUACUCCUGGAAAAUACCAAAUGUUUGCAAGACCCAUCCGAAAUUAACAAUGUUGAUGGGAAUUUUAAGCGCGAGGAAUUGCCAAACGGUACCCAACAGUAACGUUAUCCAUGAUAAUUAUUUGAACUCUCUAUUGUGUAAUAUCCUGCAUGCCGCGGGAUGGAGGAACUGAAUGUUGAAGGCGUGCAACAAGUAUCUGUUGAUCCGAACACUGUCGAUUUACUGGAAAGCUUGGAUGAUCCAAAGCCUCUUAUUUCAUUUGGUUUACCUAAAAGUUCCCCAGAUGGUCAUACCAGGCAUUUGAGUGAAGAUUUAAGUUCCCUUACAAUUAAUGAUUUACGUGUGAAAGGGGAGGAGAUUUGCCACAACCAGCAUGCCCACAAUAGAAAUUUUAGUGAAGAUUUAAGUUCCCUUACAAUUAAUGAAGUACGUGCAAACAAAAUAGAAGAAAAGUGCCAUAGCCCGCUUGAAGAAAAGGUGAUAAGUCGCCAUAACUCAGCUGAAAGAAACAUUUUUAAGGCUGCAGAAAUUGCCGAACGUUUCAUUCAGGCUCUAGAUAAUAGAGUCCUUGUUGAAACUACAGCACCGAUUGAAUCAGUCAAAGAUGCUGUUAGCAAAUUUGGGGGGAUUCUUGACUGGAAAGAGAGGCGCAAAAAUGUUCAAAUUUCUCUUGACAAAGUGCGGGAAGAUGCCCCCGAGUACCAGAGAAGAUUUGAAGUUGCAGAAGCUGAGAAAAGCCAAGUUCUGAAAGAGCUGUGUGGCAUCAGGCGGAUCAUAGAAGGGCUGAAACUGAGCCUGGAGAAAGCACAGACUGAAGCAUUGCAAGCACAGCAAGAUUCAGAGAUUGCUGAGAUACGAUACAAAGAAAUACAACAGGGUAUCGCUCACAAAGAGAGUGCUGCAGUAAAGGCAGAGAUUGAUCUUGCCAAAGAACGCCACGCGACUGCCUUAGCAGACUUGCAGUCAGUUAAAUAUGAGCUGGAGCAACUUCAGAAAGAGCACACUUCUUUAAUUAGUCAAAUGGAGAAUGCCGAGACUAAAGCACGCGAAACCACCACCAUGUCUCAGGAAAUCGAGAAGAACGUCGAGGACCUUACCCUUGAGCUCAUUUCACUGAAAGAGUCACUUACCUCUUCACAUGCUACCCAUAUUAUAGCAGAAGAGCGAAGAAUAAAUGUGGCUAUGGCGUAUGAGCAAGAAAAAGCUAAUUGGCAGGAUGAGCAGAAGGAAGCUGAUGAGGAGGUUCAAAAGCUGAAUGACGAGAUCUCAGCCAGUAAAGAUCUUGAGUCCAAGCUUGAAGCUUCCUCUGCAUUGCUGGUGAAUCUGCAAGGUGAGUUUACUGCUUAUAUGGAAGGAAUACUGCCAGAGAAGGCAAGUGAGGAUGGAGAGGAAGUGCCAUCAAUGGUUAGUGUUCGGAUGACACUAGCGAAGACCACAAAGGAGCUUGAGGAUAUGAGGACGAACAUUGAAAAAGCCAAGGAUGAGGUUAAAGGGCUUUGGAAUACUGCUGCUGCAUUGCGAGCUGAUCUAGAGAAGGAGAAGGCAGACAUCACAGCAUUGAGGGAGAAACAGCACCAUGCAUCUGUUUCAGCCACAUCUCUCCAGGAGGAACUGAGAAAAACGGCACGUGAGCUGAUGGUAGUGCAGGAGAGAACUAAUGCAGCUAGAAUGCCCCCAGAGCUACAGCAGGCUACUCAAGAAACCGAACGAGCUAAGGCGAAGGUUCGGUUGGCCCAGGAUGAGGUUGCGAAGGCUAGGGAAGAGGCAGACCGAGCCAAGGCAGAGGUCAAUGUCGUCCAGUUGAGGCUAGAAGCAGUGUCAAGGGAGAUACUUGCAGUGAAAACAUCAGAAGAAAUUGCAAUGGCCUCAGCAAAUGCGCUGCAAGAGUACAAACAUGAGGGAGAAAUAGAACCCCAAGCUGAGAGAAGAAGUCACAACAACAUGAAGGUGCCGAUCGAAGAGUAUGAUGCGUUGAGCAAGAGAGCACAGGAAGCUGAGGACCUAGCUAAGAAGCGGGUUAUGCAGGCGGUUGAGAAGAUAAAAGAGGCGAAGGAGGGAGAGGUUAGGAGCUUGGAUCAGUUGUAUCAGUUGACCAAACAGAUAGAUGAUAGGAGGGUUGCGCUGAGGUCGGCGCAGGAGAAAGCCUUUUCGGCACAGGAUACCAAGUUAACAAUGGAGAGCGAGCUGAGGAAGAUGAGAGUAAAGCACGAUCAACCGCAUGGCGAGAUGGAUCUUCCGAUUGCUGAUAUCUGCCUUCUGAAUAGUGCAUGCUCUUUUGAUGCAUCAUCUGGUUCCAAUCCUCAAAUGCGCGGAACAUGCCUGCCUAGAGCUGACACCAUAGCGACAAGUUCAGUAGCAGAGUCAAAGGCGCGAAAGUCGUACUUCCCUCGGUCCAUAGUGACGAUGUUCAUGGGUAGUAGGAAGAAGACACAUUCGAAGUGAACCUCAAUCCCUUACGUUGGUAGUUUGCUGAACUUCUCUGGUACGAUUCUUCUGUACAUGUAACAAGUAGGUUGCACAUUUUUUUUGUUACCCUAAUUGUAAUUAUUUUUUCAGAAAUGAAAUAUGAUUCAGUCGGAGAUGUGUCAACCUUUGCACAA